Gallus gallus (chicken) is the source of this 1007-nucleotide messenger RNA. RefSeq names its product T-cell surface glycoprotein CD8 alpha chain-like. The transcript has 4 exons. The coding region runs from base 106 to 687 and encodes 193 amino acids. Lineage: Eukaryota; Metazoa; Chordata; Aves; Galliformes; Phasianidae. The record is from RefSeq and is a predicted model, not a curated record.
GAGCCCUGCCCAAACGCCUUGGGAGCUCUUCCUGAGCAGCACCUGAGGGCACAUGGCCAACUUCUGCCCACAGGCUGCACCAGUGCCAAGGGACACAGGUACGCGAUGGCAGUCAGGUUCCUCAACAGGAGUAUGAAGCAACCCCAGGAAGGGCAGCAGCUGGAGCUGGAGUGCGUGAAUUACAACAGUGACAAUGGGGUCUUUUGGAUCCGCCUCGAUAAGGAUGAGAACCUUCACUUCAUUGUCUACAUUUCCAAGUUUUCCUCAACCGCUUUCCCAGGGAACAAGGGAGCAUCUUCACAAUUUGAGGGGUCAAAACAAGGCAGCUCCUAUCGGCUGGUGGUGAAGAACUUCAGUGCACGGGACCAGGGGAUCUAUUUCUGCAUUGCCAACAGCAACCAGGUGCUGCACUUGAGCUCUGGACAACGUGCCUUCUUCCCAGUCCCAACAACAACAGCAGCACCCACCACAAUCAGAGCAAUCACACUCACUGCCACCACCCAGAGCAGCCAGGUCACCACGAAGAACAUCUCCAGGCACAGCCCGGAUCCAGGAAGAAGCAAGGAGAACAUGCCCAAUUUCUACUGUAAAUCAGUCAUGUGGGUUAACCUGGCUUGUGCCUGCCUCCUGCUCCUCACUGCCAUAACCAUCACCAUCACGCACUGCCAAAGACCAAGCUCACCGUAAGCAAGCAGUGCUGCGUCGCUGCGCAGCAGAAGGCACACAGGCGUCCUCAACAAGCACCGCACGGAGCCCAUCAGCAACACACACAGCUGCCCUGAUGCAGCGCGGGCAUUUGGCUGCUACUGCUCUGCUGCCCACCAGCACUGCACACCUCCCGCGGCCUGACAUGUGCUCCUGCCCCACACUGCUGGGACACACCCAGACCGCGGGGGACAGCGCUGACCCUAAGAAGCCGGGCAGCUCCGUGCUGCUGUGGAAAAGUGCUGUGUGCUGUGCUGGACAGCUGAGCCUUCCACAAGAUGACCAAUAAACCAAUCAUAUAC